This is a messenger RNA of Colletotrichum chrysophilum, 588 nucleotides long. RefSeq lists its product as uncharacterized. The transcript has a single exon. The record is from RefSeq and is a predicted model, not a curated record. The coding region runs from base 1 to 588 and encodes 195 amino acids. NCBI's taxonomy places the organism in Eukaryota, Fungi, Ascomycota, Sordariomycetes, Glomerellales, Glomerellaceae.
AUGACAACCAUCCAAAGCCUGUUUCCAAAGCGCACGAGCGCGUUCGCAAUACUCGGACCUUGCCAUGGAUGCGGCACGUCACAGACGCACACCGACAUUGCCACAUUCGAAUGCUCCCUCUUCGAGCGGCUCAGUGCCCACAUGCAGGCAGACUUUGAAGCCGAAGGCCAGAUGACAUUUCUUAAAGACCGAGGUAUUUCUCUCUCGUUACGAUUGGGUCAAAUCCGCACCGAUGUCCUGAUCUUGGAGCGAAAGAUUGAAAGCGAGACCCGCGGACGCGCCGCAGCCCAGAGACGCCGGGACGAGCUCAAAUGCGAACAGGAGGAGUUGGAGAAGUUGCGCGAGGAGAUCAAAAAAGCCUUGAGGACAGGGGAAGUCAACCGAGAGGUGGCAAUACUGGGGGCCGCUGAGAUCGAAGGCGAUAUCCGAGCAUUGCAUAGGAUAAGCGGUCGGGAUGAGAAGGAUCAGUGGAUUCGUCUGCGUUUGGAGAGACACGUCGAAGAGGUGAGGGAGGAUAGAGCAAAGGCCGAGGAACUGUUCGGUCCGAACUGGGAGGAGCGCAUUGCUGAACUGGAAGCAGGCGUUUGA